Hemibagrus wyckioides is the source of this 3854-nucleotide messenger RNA. RefSeq names its product pleckstrin homology domain containing, family M (with RUN domain) member 1 (gene plekhm1). The record is from RefSeq and is a predicted model, not a curated record. NCBI's taxonomy places the organism in Eukaryota, Metazoa, Chordata, Actinopteri, Siluriformes, Bagridae. The transcript is spliced from 13 exons. The coding region runs from base 168 to 3218 and encodes 1016 amino acids.
UGACCCUUUCCCCAUGAUGCCUCGGUGCACUCUCAUCUGAGCGCAGAGAUUCCGGUGGACUCCAACAUCUAGUGCUCAGGUCAUCGCCGUCUGAAUCCCAGUUUAGUACUGGUUUUGACAUUGUGCAAUCUGAUGGAAAUGAGAUCCACUCCCAGCAUGUUUGUCAAAUGGGAGUAAGAAGAAAUAAGAGACAAGUAAGAGACAUGCUUGCGACACAGCUCACUGACUCUGUUCAAGAGGCCAAAAAUGUCAAACAGUGGAUCAAGGAGAAGAUAGCACAGACCCUGAAGACGCUCCAGAAGCGCUACGUGACCACAGAUGCACCGGUGACCAGCGAGGACUCAGAGGCCAACCAGCUCUGCUGCGCUCUGGAAGCCGUCUUCAUUCACGGCCUUCGGAGUAAACACGUCCGCACGGAUGGAGCGGGAGCACGCAACCGAAAAGGAGGCUCACUUCCUCAGCCCGUCUUCUGGAACCUGCUUAAAACCAUCACUCACAGAGACGUGAUCCUGGAGCUGGAGGGUCUGAGCUUCAUCAACUCGGACGUAGGCCGGUGCAGAGCAUGGGUGCGUUUGGCGCUGAACGACGGACUAUUGGAGUGCUACCUGACGUCACUUCUCAGAGAGAGCACCAAACUGGGUGCCCACUACCAACCUGGUGCACUGCUCCUUGACCCUGAGGAGCGUGAGGUGCUGCUCAGCCUUCUGCAGGGCCUCGCCUCGCUUGCGUUCCAGCUCUCCUACAAAUCUGCAGUGCUCAAUGAGUGGACCACAACACCGCUGGCACUUGCCGGUCUAUGUCCACCUCUGCCUACGGAUGAUUUGUGGCCUCCCGCUUCACGCCGAGAAUCCUGGGAUACAGCAUCGCAGUCAUCUGGAUCCGGGGGUUCUGGGAGAGGUCAGGAAGGAAGGACACCCUCAGACAUCAGCCUGGACACCACUGGGUCUUGCCAUCUCUCUUCCAGCUUUGGCUCGGAGAAAGAGAGCUGGAGCUGCCAAACGGAGAACAAGAGCGCACUUGAAGAAAUGAGUAGCUCCUCCAGCCAGGAUAUUAUAAACGAUGUGCUUAGCCCCGCUGCAGACAGUAUGAUCGAGUCCUCCAUGCACAGCAGUAGCGAUGAAGAUUCAUCCAACAAACAGGAUAUAAACCAAAUGCUUGAACCUUCCAUGGAGUCCUCUGUCUUUAACGCACACUCAGUGGUUUUGGAAGAAGAGCCACUGGGAGAAGAAUUCGCAGAGCCUUCAGCUGCCCUUGUAAAUAUAAUAAGCCCGAUGGAUGUAGAAGACGUAAAGCAGGAUGAAGACUCUCCUGCCAUUUCCUUUGAUACCACCACCACCACCCCCGUGCUAACCUGUCAGGUGACUUCUGACUCCUCGACUCCUCCAAACACUCUUACUCUGUCGAUUUCUAAUAACGCCGAGCUGGUAAAAAACUUGGACCGUGCUUCUAAUGAUCUGAGCAAGAAAACAUCUGCAGGCUCUGUCAGUUCUCACCAUAAAUCCAGGUCCUGGAUCUCAGACGAAGAUAUUUACAAGCCAGACACUUACGCGAGCUGCGAUUCUGAAGAGUCUGAUGUUUUAGAGUCCGUCUUGGUCAAUGGGAUGGUACCUGCUGUUGCUGAACCUGAAUCCCACCAAUCUCCACCUAGCGUGGUUCGGCGGAGACAGAUUGGCUUAUCAAACCCAUUUCGAGGUCUUCUAAAGCUGGGUCAGCUGGAGCGGCGUGGUCCUGUGGGUCUGUGGCGUGUUUGUCACUGCGAGCUGUCACCAUUUGAGCUGCGCCUGUAUGCCGAUGAUGAGGAGCGUAACAUCUGUGAAAACCGCUCGCUGCUACGCUGUGAAGACGUACACCUGGGCUCCGAUGGCCGCUUCCAUCUCGAGUUCCCCGGAAAGAAGCUCCAGCUGCGAGCACCAAGCAAGGCUGAGGCUGAGGACUGGGUGGAGCGCAUUUUAGAGGCCGUGAGUAAUGUGCGGCACCAACCACAGGAUGACUGGGAUGACCUCUCGCCCUCUGUCAUGCCUGUCUCUAUACCCACUGAGCCGUCCAGUCUGCCCGAGACAGACUGGAACAGGCCCUGUGAGCCAGAACCCGAUGCCUUAAAGGAGGCCGUGGUGCUCCUGAACCGGGACGAGCAAGGCUGGUGUUUGGUAGUGCUAUCUCUUUCGUUGGAGGUGCUUCAAGGUUUUUCGAUGCAGAACAGGUGUAAAACGCGCCUUUUCUCCCACGGCAUCGAUGCUGUGAGAGAUGUGGUGCCUGCUGUGGCACUGGGUGGGCCUGCCUUCUUCAAGGUUCUGACAGCAAAGGAGACACUAACUGUGCAGGCGGAGAAUGGUGAGGAGGCACAUGCCUGGAGGAGCUGUAUCCGCGUGGCGCUGGAUUCGUACCUGGAGGAUGAGAAUGUGACAGGAGGUGACAGGACAUCACUGAGUGGAGGCAACAUCCACAGACUCGUUCAGCACAGUCUUAAGGAAGAUGCAGUGCUGCUGCCCUAUCUGAAAGCUGUGCCUAAUGAAAAAGGGCUAAAUGCACAGAACUUCAAAUGUGCAGGCUGUCCCAGACAGAUUGGUGUAUCUUUGGGACGAGCCAGGCUUUGCGAGUUCUCGGGUCAAUACUACUGUGAAAACUGUCACCAAGGUGACACCACCAUCAUCCCCUCUCGCAUGGUGCACAACUGGGAUCUCACUGCACGUGAGGUCUCCAGGCAGGCCAUGAAGCUGCUGACCGAUAUUGAGCACGAGCCCUUACUAGACCUUGACGUCUUAAACCCUGACCUGUUUGAUCACACUGAAACCAUGGCCAAAGUGCAGGGCUUCAGACAAAGACUCCGCCUCCUUGGAGAUUACCUGCUCAUUUGUCGGAGUGGAAUCCGGAAAAAAAUUCAGGCCAGGUUGCAGCAGAGAACCUACCUGCUAGAAUGGAGUCAUCUCUAUAGCGUGCUGGACCUCAGGCAGAUAGCAGACAACCAGUAUGAGUCCUUCCUGCAGUCUCUCAUCCAGUUCUCGUGCAGCCACGUGCAGCACUGUGAACUCUGCACUCAGCGAGGGUUUAUCUGCCAGAUCUGCAACGCAGACAACAUCAUUUUUCCUUUUCAGUUUGACACCACAUCUAGGUGUAAGGCAUGCAAAACUGUUUUCCACUCGUCCUGUAAAGCCCAGAGCGUCACCUGUCCUCGCUGUGAACGUCUGCAGAGAUAUAAGGAACGAGAUCAUCUGGAAUAAAACAUGUUUUAUUGUUUUAAACAUGUUUCAAUAUUGUUUUUACAUGUUUUUAUUGUUUUAAACAUGUUCAACAUGUUUUAAACAACAACUUCUCCACACAUUCCCCAGCACCGGUGUAACUGACCCCGUGGCACAGAAUGUUCCUCACAACCACCACUAGCUGUGAUCUGACUGCUGCAGAGCUCAAGCAGUUCCUGGAGUUUAAUCUUAAUGUAUUUAUUUACACUGCCUUAAGUGCACUUAUUUAUAUAAUCUAUAUAUGUAUAGACUGACCUUAUGCACUGUGGGUGUGUAUUGCCAAGCAAACAAUAUGAGAACUCUUUAACUUGCACUAACUGAGAAACCAGUAACGUCUCUUCGGUCAGUAUGAGAUGAAGCUCUACCGGACGGAAGAUGCUUUUUCUUUUAUUCAGUACCCUUGAGACACGCAUACUCCUUGGAGAAAAAGCACUUCAAGGGUUUUAUUAUUAGCGAUCAUAUAAGUUUCUUUUUUUUUUUUACCUUGUUUAAGAAACACAGGAAGCAGUGUUUUUGCCAAGGAUCAUAUGACCCCAUGUUUUUACAUCUACCUUUGCGUUGUUUUAUAACGGGUCUGUAUUUUAAUGUGAUUUGUUCUUAAUAGAAAUGAAGAUCUGA